AUGGUUCUGAGUGCCUGGGCCUAUAUGUCGUUGGGUGGUGUUGAUAUGGUGACUCAGACCACCAUUCCACCUGUAGGGUCAAUCCCCCCUACAUCAGCGAUCUGGAGGCCCAAACCAACGAUCACGAAUGGUGGCCUAAGGACAAAGAAUACGAGAAACACAUCACUGCUGGGUGUUCUGAAAUGGUUAUGGAAUGUGGCAGUGCAUCCUGUCUUGGAAGCACUGGGAAUUCGUCAGUCGCCAGCAGAUAAGAAGCUACCCCGAAUCUGGUGGACUGCGAGUGGUCUGAUGGCGCUGAUGCCUAUCCACGCCGCAGGGGAUCACACUUCAGACGCCGCUCCGAACACAUUUAAUUUCGUCAUCCCGUCCUAUACCACGACACUGAGAGCCCUCGCAUAUGCCCGCGAGAAUGAAUGGAAACCACUCCGAGGCACAGAUUGUGAGUUUGCCUUUAUCGCCUCACCAGACAACGCUAGAUCAAAAGCUCCUUUGACAGUGGAAGAAUCUGCUCGCGAGCUCGAUGAUGUUGUACGACAGCACUGUAGAACGCAGGUUCUCGUGGGACCUACAAAGCCUGAGACCCUUGGCAAUCUUGAAUCGUGCAACGCGGUGUACUUCGGAUGCCACGGUGAAUCAACGUCAACCCAGCCCUGCAAGAGCUAUCUCCAACUCGGCACCGAUGCUAAAUCGCACUUGACCAUCCAAGAGAUUCAAGGCUCGCGGCAUCAGAAAGCGCAGCUUGCGUACCUGUCUGCAUGCUCCACUGCAAACGUGUCAGCUAGGGAUCUUGUUGAUGAAGUAGUCCAUAUCGCUGGGGCCUUUUCGUUGCUGGGGUUUCGGCAGGUCGUUGGCACGUUCUGGCAGGCUAAGAACACGGCGGCUAGGGUAGUAGCUAAGCGGUUUUAUGAGGAGCUGAUGCUUGGGGAUGGUGGCGAUGAGGAUUGUGUCGCUAGGGCUUAUUAUACGGCGGUUAUGGAGCUGAGGGGAGGUAAUGUUCGGGAUCCGUUGGUUUGGGCUACUUUCGCUCACUUCGGGGCCUGA
Molecule: messenger RNA, 1041 nt
Organism: Fusarium odoratissimum NRRL 54006
Lineage: Eukaryota; Fungi; Ascomycota; Sordariomycetes; Hypocreales; Nectriaceae
Exons: 2
Coding region: 1-1041 (346 amino acids)
Source: RefSeq, a predicted model, not a curated record